CAAACCGGCGCAUAAAUACACCAACUGCCAAAUUUGGCGGUAAUUUUAAAACGAAAGUGAAAGUUGCUACUGACAUGUAUGUUUUAGAAAAUGAAUAAAAAGUCGUGCAGAAAUGACUUUAUCUCUGAUGGUUCAUCUGAUGAAGAGGACAAUCAUGUUGUUGGAAGCCUGUGGGAUAGGCUCGCCCGGAAAAGAAACAUAGGGGAUAUAUCAGACACAUCUUCAGGGUUUGGUGCAACAGUUCCCUCUCUUGCUUCAACUAAAUCUGGUUCACCAAACGAAGAUGUGGAAAGCAGCCACUCCAGUGUUUCAACAUUUAGCACGAGCACUGCCCCUGUGGCCUCCACCGCUGGUGACGUUAGUUCUGAAGAUGAGAUGGAGAGAUUGUUGCUGUCUCAGAUUCUUCAGGAAAAGGGGGAAGGUAACUCUGUGUCACUGGGAAAUGAAGGAGGCAGGGGGAAAAAGAAAAGGUCUAGGGAAGAGAUUGAAGAAAACAGGAAGAUAGCACAGGAGAAGAAAGCAGAGCGGGCCAAACAGAAGCAGAUGAAGGAAGUUGAGAAAGAGAUGAGAAAGGCAGAGCGGGAGGCUAAGAAAACAUACAGUCUUAACUCGUGUUUACAGUUUAUCAAGGUGCUGGUGGACACCAACGUGGUGAACACAUGUGGGCUGGGGGUUCUCAUCCUGAAGGCAUGUGAGGAGCUUGGGGUCACAUGCGAGACCCGGGAGCUGCCCCUCCCCUUCACGGUCAUGUGGGUCAGAAACGUGGCCAGUUCUGGACUCGGACAGGAUAUGAAGGUGGAGACAGUGUACUCGGAGGUGGAGGAGCAGGAGGUGAUCAGCGUUGUCCCAGUGGCGGACUUUGUACAGAUGGUAGACACAUUCAAACAGAGACAGAGAGGGUUGUCAGACAGUGGAAUAACGCUGCAGGAAUAUGUGAGCCACAUGAAGUCCAGCCUGGCAGGGAAGAACAUCUCUGUCGUUGUUCUUGGGGUGGAACAGUACUUCAGAGAUCUCAAAUCGUACACCAACAAAAAGUUUAAGAGCGCAGUCCAGUCCAAGUCAGCCAGUACCUCCAGCAAGCCAACAAAGUCUGUGUCACCGGCGUUGUCUGUUUCCAGGGUGGACAUGGAGGAGACAACUGCGGACACGCUGAUGCAUGCUGACUGUAUGACUUUCAUGCACGACAGUCCGGAGGAGGUGGCCGAUAUGGUCCGCAGGUUCUCAAAGGCUGUAGCUGAACGACCUGCCAAAAAGGACCGCUUUGACCCGAUCUUCUCAUUCCAUGAGGAGGGUGUGGGUGGGGUUAAGGUAGACCGGAGUGGUGGAGGCCUUCUUAAGGUGUGGAAACACCAGUUGCUACAGUUCAAGAAUGUGAGCCCCGACAUCGCACAGGCCAUUAUAGCCGUCUUCCCAAGCCCACAGAUGCUCAGACAGGCUUACAAGAAGUGCCAAACGGAGAAAGAAGCCAUACAAGUGCUGGAGAAUAUUGUGGUACGUCGAGGUGCAGGUGUGCUUGAGACAAGCCGGAGGGUUGGAAAGGAGCUCUCCCGCAGAAUUUACAUGCUCUUCACAUGCGACGACCCUGACUUCGUCAUCAGAUGACAGUGGAGAAUGAUAGUGAUUUUAAUUUACAUUAACAUAACUUUUCACCAUGCUGUUGUGAUUUGUUUUAUCAUUUGCUUCAGAUGUGAAUUAAAUUCUGUGCAAUAAAUUCUUU
Molecule: messenger RNA, 1717 nt
Organism: Mya arenaria
Lineage: Eukaryota; Metazoa; Mollusca; Bivalvia; Myida; Myidae
Product: crossover junction endonuclease EME1-like
Exons: 11
Coding region: 91-1602 (503 amino acids)
Biological process (GO): resolution of meiotic recombination intermediates; double-strand break repair; replication fork processing
Cellular component (GO): nucleus; Holliday junction resolvase complex
Molecular function (GO): DNA binding; nuclease activity
Source: RefSeq, a predicted model, not a curated record